Rosa rugosa (rugosa rose) is the source of this 1288-nucleotide messenger RNA. RefSeq names its product PGR5-like protein 1B, chloroplastic. Gene Ontology annotation, biological process: photosynthetic electron transport in photosystem I. Gene Ontology annotation, molecular function: oxidoreductase activity, acting on iron-sulfur proteins as donors. Gene Ontology annotation, cellular component: chloroplast thylakoid membrane. The record is from RefSeq and is a predicted model, not a curated record. Bases 104 to 1075 code for a protein of 323 amino acids. Lineage: Eukaryota; Viridiplantae; Streptophyta; Magnoliopsida; Rosales; Rosaceae. The transcript has 10 exons.
AAAAAAAAAAAAAAAAAUUCAGAGAUAACCCAAAACCUUGGCCUCCAUUUAUUUACCCACUCAGGCUCAAUCUGUAAAUUAGCCUUUUGAAACUGUUUCAUCCAUGGCCAGCAAAUUAGCCUUCACCCUAGUAGCAGCUCCUACUACUCGUAAUUCCUACAAUCCUUCUAUUCAGAGACCCUUUGUUUCAGUUUCGUCUUCCUCUACUAGGGUGCAGUCGUUUCAGUUCAGCGGGCGGCAGCUCUGCGUACGACGUCGUUUGCUGCAGGUGUUUCCCUCUAAGGCUGCCGCUGACCAACAGCAAGGAAAUGAGGACGUUGUUGAUACUAAGAUCCUGCCAUAUUGUAGCAUAGACAAGAAAGGGAAGAAGUCAUUGGGAGAACUUGAACAAGACUUUCUUCAAGCUCUACAAUCAUUUUAUUAUGAUGGAAAAGCUAUUAUGUCAAAUGAGGAAUUUGAUAAUCUCAAGGAAGAGCUAAUGUGGGAAGGCAGCAGUGUUGUCAUGCUAAGUUCUGAUGAACAAAAGUUUCUGGAAGCUUCAAUGGCCUACGUCUCUGGGAAACCAAUUUUGAGCGACCAAGAGUAUGAUGAUUUGAAGAUAAGACUAAAGUCACAAGGGAGUGAUAUUGUCGUCCUGGGUCCCAGAUGCAGUCUCCGUACUAGAAAGGUUUACAGUGACCUGAGUGUUGACUAUUUGAAGAUGCUCCUGCUGAAUGUCCCAGCAACCAUUGUUGCCUUAGGAGCGUUUUUCUUCUUGGAUGAUCUGACUGGUUUCGAAAUUACAUAUCUUUUGGAGCUCCCAGAACCGUUCAGCUUCAUUUUCACAUGGUUUGCUGCCGUGCCAGUCAUAGUUUAUCUAGCUACACAACUCACCAAACUUAUUGUGAAGGAUGUCUUGAUCUUAAAGGGCCCUUGUCCAAACUGUGGUACAGAGAAUCAGUCAUUCUUUGGGUCGAUACUAUCAAUUUCGAAUGGUGGUUCUACCAACAACCUUAAGUGCUCAAACUGUGGAACUCCGUUGGUAUAUGAUAAGACUACGCGCUUGAUUACCUUGCCAGAAGGAAGCAAUGCUUAGAUUAUAACUAAAACUUGGGAGUGUGUAAUGAUGCCCCAACUCAAUUAUGUAGCAUUAAGUAAUUCAUAAUCAGCACUUGUAUCGUGCUAGUGUUUUCUUGUGCUGAAGAAUAAACUCGACAGUUGCUUUGGUAAAAGAUCCAGAAGUUGAUUGUGAAUACCUUGACAGUUGAUUGUGAAUAUGAAUACACAGGAAGAGAGUAUCAUGACCGGA